AUGGGCGAAGGAGAAGACGGCGACAAGGACACCCGGAGGAAGAGUAUUAGGAUGAAACCCUUGCCGUCACCAACCUCCAGAGGAAGCUUCAAAGGCAUCGGGGAGACCAGAAGUGGGGACACAGUGAUCAUGGAGACGGACAUUGGGAGACCAACGAAGACCAGUUUAAACGGAGAUUGUCGGAGAUUUCGUGGCAGUCUCUCCUCCAUCACCAGUCGGCAUGUGCACGACUCAGACUCGGCGGAGGAGAGGCACCUCAUCACAGAGGGGGACGUCACCCCGAGCGAGGAGAGCCCUCCCGGAGCUAUUGGCGGUGGGGCGGACCAAGGUGCGCAAGGCGCCAGUGGUGGUGGUGCUGGUGGUGCCCAACAUGCUUCUCUUGACCAGGAAUCAGGGUUCAUAAAGUUGGAUGGCAUUGAUCAAAUUUCCCCGGACGACGAGAGAUUGUACCAGGCAGGAUUCAUACACAGGCAGUUUGGGGCAAUGCUGCAACCGGGGGUCAACAAGUUCUCCCUGAGGAUGUUUGGGAGCGAAAAGGCAGUGGAACGGGAACAGGAGCGGACAGGCAGCACAGUGAUCUCAGAGGCCAUUGGAAUGUUCAUCUCCACUGAGAGGCAUCACAGCAAAGCAACCAUCAACAUUGUGCUGCUGGAGUUGACUAUACUGCUACUGAUAGUGGGGAACCCGAUCAACAUCCCUAUGUGGUUCCUCAUGUUCUCUCCCAGGUUCUACUGGGACCUGACCAUGCUGCUGCUGAUGGUGGGGAACCUGAUCGUCAUCCCGGUGGGCAUCACCUUCUUCAAAGACGAACACACGCCCCCCUGGAUCAUCUUCAACGUGAUCUCAGACACCUUCUUCCUCAUGGACCUGGUGCUCAACUUCCGCACUGGCAUCGUCAAGGAGGACAACACCGAGAUCAUCCUGGACCCACAACAGAUUAAGAUCAAGUACCUGAGGAGCUGGUUCGUGGUGGACUUCAUCUCCUCUAUACCUGUGGACUACAUCUUCCUCAUCGUGGAGACACGCAUCGACUCAGACUUCUACAAGACGGCCCGGGCGCUGAGGAUCGUCCGCUUCACCAAGAUCCUCAGCCUGCUCAGACUGCUCAGGCUGUCCAGGCUCAUCAGAUACAUCCACCAGUGGGAGGAGAUCUUCCAUAUGACCUAUGACCUGGCCAGUGCCAUGGUGCGUAUCGUCAACCUGAUUGGUAUGAUGCUGCUGCUAUGCCACUGGGACGGAUGUCUGCAGUUCCUGGUUCCCAUGCUGCAGGACUUCCCCCAGGACUGCUGGGUGUCCAAAAACAAAAUGGUGAACGACACAUGGGGCCAGCAGUACUCCUACGCCCUGUUCAAAGCCAUGAGCCACAUGCUGUGUAUCGGGUACGGCAUGUACCCACCUGUGGGCAUGACGGACGUGUGGCUCACCAUCCUCAGCAUGAUCGUGGGCGCCACCUGCUAUGCCAUGUUCGUGGGUCACGCCACCGCACUCAUCCAGUCUCUGGACUCCUCCCGUCGGCAGUACCAGGAGAAGUACAAACAGGUGGAGCAGUACAUGUCCUUCCACAAGCUGCCGGCUGAUAUGAGGCAGAGGAUCCAUGACUACUACGAGCAUCGCUACCAAGGCAAGAUGUUUGAUGAGGAGAGCAUCCUGGGAGAACUCAACGAGCCACUCAGAGAGGAAAUCAUUAACUUUAACUGUCGAAAGCUGGUGGCUUCCAUGCCACUGUUUGCCAACGCGGACCCCAACUUUGUGACCUCCAUGCUGACCAAGCUGCGCUUCGAGGUGUUCCAGCCCGGAGACUACAUCAUCAGAGAGGGCACCAUCGGCAAGAAGAUGUACUUCAUCCAGCACGGAGUGGUCAGCGUUCUCACCAAGGGCAACAAGGAAACCAAGCUCUCAGACGGAUCCUACUUCGGGGAGAUCUGUCUGUUGACGCGGGGUAGAAGAACAGCCAGCGUCAGAGCAGACACCUACUGCCGUCUGUACUCUCUGUCUGUGGACAACUUCAACGAGGUCCUGGAAGAGUACCCCAUGAUGAGACGGGCCUUCGAGACCGUGGCUCUGGACCGGCUGGACCGCAUAGGGAAGAAGAACUCCCUCCUGCAGCACAAGGUGCAGCAUGACCUGAGCUCCGGCGUUCUCAACUACCAGGAGAACGAGAUCAUCCAGCAGAUUGUGCAGCAUGACAGAGACAUGGCCACCUGCGCCCACCUCCUCCAGAACAUUCCUCCACCUCAGCCCCCGUCUCCGGGGCACACCCCCGUCAUCUGGGCUCCCCUCAUCCAGGCACCCCUGCAGGCUGCUGCCGCCACCACCUCUGUGGCCAUCGCCUUGACGCACCACCCCCACCUCCCACACCUCCCCGCCGCACUCUUCCGCCCACCGGUCACGGUCCUGGGCUCCAGGAACCUCCAGGACCCUCCCCCCGGCCGGCUGAAGAAGUUCCACACGUCGGCGCCCACCUCCUUCAUGGGACCUGACUCCCCCUCCAGCACCCCAUCUAAACUGCACUGCUCUGGGAUGGACACAGCCCUGCUGGCCUCCUUCCGGGCCCACCACACGACUCAGGGGUCAGGGGCAGCCAGCUCCAGUCAGCAGGCAUCCAGCAGCAGUGGAACCCAGCCUGGGCCUAGUGGGGCCUCCGCCUUUCCCUUUGGGCCUUUCUCCUCCUCCGGGGGCUCUCCUUCCCACAGCACGGCCCAGCUCCAUUCACAGCCCCAGACGCAGCAGCCAUUCCGCUGCACCACCCCGCCUCUCGCUGCCCUCUUCCAGCAGGGAGCUGUGGGGGGAGCAGGGAUGGGUGGAGCAACAGGGGGAGCUACUGGGGGGGCUACAGGUUGGUCUUCAGGAGGCGCUACUGAAGGUGAAGUAGGAGGAGCAAUAGGAGGGGCUGAUGAGAGGGCCACAGGUGGGACAAUAAGAAGGGCCACUGGUUGGGGUAGACGUGGAUCUAUAGAAGGAUAUACCACUGGAGGGCAUAUAGGAGGAGCCACUGUGGGGUACUCAGGGGGGGCUAGUGGUGGGCACAUUAGAGGAACUAGUGGAGGCCAUAUAGGAGCUACUGAUGGAGCAAUGGGAGGGGCAGCUGGAGGGCAUAUAGGAGGGGCAAUGGGAGGGGCUAUAGGUGGAAUGACAAUUGGAGUUCUGGGUACCUCUAGUUCUGGUUGUAGUAUCAGCCCCCAGUCCACUGGUUCAUCCGGCAACAUUCAGUCCUGUCAACUGCUCCACAGCCAGCUGCCCCUAAAUCCUCCACAGGUGGGCUCCCUGCAGCAGUUUGCAGGCGGGGGCAGGACUCCUAGUGCAUUGUACCACUCCCCCCCUCCAGGCUCCCCAUCCUCCUCCUCCACCCAGCAGGCCCCAGAGGGUUCCCCAUCUCCCCUGGCCCAGUUCAGCCUGGCAGGCUUACAGUCUGGACUUCAGUCUGGCCUCCAGUCUGGCCUCCAGUCUGGCCUGGUCCCUCAGCUGUCCCUGGAGAGGUCUGCCCUGGCCUCGUUGGCCCAGUACGGCUCAGCUAAUGGCUCGCCCUGCUACACCCCCUGGGGCCUAGCCCCACUGUCCAAAGCCCAGUCACAGGAAGGACUUUCCACUACAGCGACUCCUCCAGUGCCACUGGGUCCCACAGCUCUCUGCUCAUGCCCCAGACCUCCCUCCCCAGCCAGCAGCACGCAGCCGGCAGUGAGUCUCUGCUGGGGCUGGGCAGCUUCUCUGAGGAUAUGAAACUAUUGUCCUGUUCUAACCCCUCCCUGCCCCAGGAUGUGGCACAGGCCAUGGGAUACUCCUCACUCCCACGUUCCUCACCCUCUCGCAGCUCGCCCCCACGCUCCUCACCCCCUCGCAGCUCGCCUCCACGCUCCUCACCCCCACGCUCCUCCAUGGAGCCAGGAUACUGUCUCUCCUCGCCCUACUCCUCCCCCAUCCUAGUGCCCAAACCCUGUAGCUCGGUGUCAGGACACAUGGCUCCUCCUGUCCCUGCCCAGAUGUCUCCAGGGCACCUGCAGCACCAGACUCAGUCCCCCGUGGCCUCCCCGGCCCUGCCGCCACGGAAAGGCUCGGCAGCCCACUCUGAACUAGAACCUGUCCGCUCCAAACUAACCUCCAAUUUGUGAGCUUUGAUCACACCCUCCCUGGACUAGUACACAAACAAUCUUCCUGUAUGAUGUCAUUCUCUUUUAGGCUUCACUGUGUUCUAAUCGUUAUCAUUUCCACCAUCUUAAUAUUACUGUGAUUUAAAAGAUGACACUUAACCAGGUAACUUCGAGCUCCCUAGACAACUACCCUUUCUUUGUUUUUGUUUUGUCCUUCUCCCUUUUUUAUUCAUACGUAUAUACAUAGAAAUAUAUUUAAAAGAUAUGCUAAUCAAGGGACAGGAGGGUGUGAACAGAAAAUGAUAGCCAUUUAAGAGAUGGUCAUUUCUUUCUUUCUAACUAUGCCAAAUUCAUAUGAUGGGGUUUGGUUUGAUGGUUAGAUGGACAACACAAUAGUACUUUUUUGCAGGAACCUAUGCACUAAUACCUGCAUGUAUAGAUGCUUUUUUUGUGUGUUUUAAAAGAACAGAAUCAACCUUUUCAGUGGAAAAUACAUGCCUCAAUAAGAGCAGACUGACUUAUUUUUUCAUCCCAUACAGGAUCACAUGUUGUUGAUCCUUCAUCAUCUAUUAUCAAUUAGAUGACUUAUUUAUCCACUCUAUAGACUUCACGAAACCUUCCGAGGUGGAGAAGAGAUUUUAGGAAACCAAAAAUCAUUUGCCUCCCCUUUGGCCUGUGUGUUGUUUGUAUUGUCGUAAUAUUGGGGGGUGUUGAGUGGGCUACAGGCCCUCCAUCCCUGUAGUGAGACAGACAUCAAGUAUGAUGUGUUAGUGAUAGGCUUCCUGCAGUGUCCUCAACCCUGUCCUAACAAAUUCACUUUGUCUUCCAAGCUCAUCAUGCCGCAAAUGUUUUGGAUGGACGAGGACAAGUUGAGCCCUGCAAUCUGUGUGCUAGUGGACAGAGUGUGUGCAUUUAUGUGUGUGUGUGUGAUAGUGACUGAGUGUGAGUGUGUGUUUGAGUGAUUGUCUGUGUGUUUAAGAGAGAAAGAGAGCGAGAGUAGUCUCAUGCGGGAGAAGACUAACCAAGGAGGGUUUUGCCUUUUCACAAAACUAGGACUACCAUCCCAGCUUGUGUGUGGAGUUGUGUACCUCCAGGACUCUAGUAAUAUGGAGUGGUAAGAUCUUUUCUAUCAAGCAGCACUUCAACAGGUAUCUGAUAUCAUUACAAUAACAAACGUAAUUGCUUAUGUCCAAAUUGUCUAUUUCCUGUGUGUUUGCUACAUUAUCUGACUGAGAAGUAUGUGUGAUUGAUGGCUCUGAGAGCACUAGUGAGUGUAGUGUUUUCUAGCAUUGAGAGAUUGAAGCACAGCUGCUAGACGGUCAACGUAGACAUUCUCCCACAUUGACUGGCAGUGUUGAGUUGAACAUGUUGAAUGUAUGCGCGUUUCAUUAAUGUUUUAUUUAGAAUAAAUAUGGGUCAUGCAGUUUUACAUCAAGGAGGUACAGACAGAAAGACGGGUUGUGAUGGAAUAAAAAUGGUAGUUGUGGACAAUUUCAUAGACCUGUAUGUUGAGGUUAAUCCCAGCGGACAAGAAUGGUUGAAAUGACUUCAUUUCCAGCUGUAUGCCUGGCUGUGUGUUCUGUAUAGAUAGGUAGCAGUAAUCACCUCUGCUUCUCUCCACAGCCCAUCCCUCUCCUGAUCUCCUGCCCAUCAUAAGGAGCAGCAUGUUACCCUGGGUUCAAGACAGCUGGGUCCAUCUCUAUCUCAGUCACACCACUCAGACACAACACUCUUUUUUAACAACACAGCCCCUGACCUCUGACCCGUGUAGGCCAGCAUGGGCUAGUUGACAGAAGUGCACAGUGACCACACUCUAGUCCCUCAUUACUACCUCCCUCAGCAGGCCUGUAUCAAGGGCUAACCACACACACGCACACACACACACACACACAAACGCACAUGGACAUGCACACACUCAUGCACAUGCAUAGACACACACAAGCCUUGGCAGUCUCCCAGUGCAAAUCGCAGUGUUGAAUUGAAUUAAUUUUAACAGAACAGUAAGAUAUUUAUUAAUUAAAAGGGCUUUUAAAAUGAGUUCUGUUCUCCUAUUGGAGUGAAUGCAGAUCUAAAGUAUCGGUUUUAAAUCGUCUCUCUUUCUCUCCCUCCCUCUGUUUGUUGUUGUUGUUUUACACCUGGUCUUCUUCUGCAGCGAGGCGCUAUAUAUCUGAAAUAUUUAUUCACUAUCUGUGUCUGUCUGGCAUGUGGCACAUGACUCCCUGACAGGCCGGAUUGACGGUGGGAAACCCACAGACAUCACCACGGGGAGGGAUUUAUUCUCUCAGAUAGAACACUCAGCAGCGUGAUUGGCUGGACACAGGGAGGGAACAGGGAAGUGAUCAGCUCCAGCAGGGGAAUAUUCAUGUCUGUAGUGUGUACAGUGCAAUCGUUAAAGAAUGUGACUGCUGGAGCUGCUAAAACACGAAGCCAAUAGACUGCCGUGGCUGUUUCACAUCUGAACAAAAAAACAACAAGAACCUCAACCGGUUUGUUUAUUUUCCACAAUAUGACCUCAUUAAGUCCAAGAGUUGGGAAAUGUGACUACUUUGGAUCGGGGUUGAGGGAGCUAGUGGUUGAGACAGAGGAGUAAAUGUGAGGAGACACUGAUAGAUUGGAGGAAUGACGUGGUUGGACAGACGGUCAGGGCGCUGACAGGUAGACAGCCAGCCCAUGGGGUUCGCAGGCUGACGAGCUGCUUGUUUUCUGGGGGACGUUGAAGGCAUGUCAACCCUGCCUUAUGAUUGUUCCUGAGCGCUGGUGUAGGUUUGUGGGAGGGAGGAGGAUAUUGAUUUGUGGGUAUUUGAGGCAGCUUUUGGGUGUUGCUAAGGUAAUGGUGUGUGUGCCUGUGCGUUUGUACAUGUGUGUCUGUAGGAGAGAUCGCAACCCAGCGUGUUCAGCCCAGCGCCAGGGUCGAUGUCUGGGAGUGGUCGGUGUCUGAAGAUGGGUGGGCAGGGGAGGCACAGGUCAUGGCUUAAAGAGAGAUAGGCACAAGACAGUGAUCGAUUAGCUGGGUCUGGACCUGACCUGGAAGACCUGGGCCAUUAUCACAGAUAAGGAGGUGCAUAGUGUGUCAAUCAUUCCAAUCUGCCGCUGUCAUUCAGGGAGCUGUCAGUGUCCCGUCUGAAUGUACAUGUCUCUCACCUAGGCCACACCUCCCUAACACUGAACUGUCUGGUCUUCCUUUGAUGCUAUUUGUUCUUCAAGUGGAUUUGGUUAUCUUUGGCCAUGUCUACACUUAACACUUACAUGCAACUUCUGCUAUCAGGAUAGGAAGAUCGCAUUGAAAAGAUGGGUCUAGAUGCACAAAAGUCCCAUUGUGGCCCGAUUGUGUUCAGAUCUGCCUGACCACUUCAGGAGGUGGUCAGGGACGUAUUGUGUGCAGAUUUCUCCUCAGUCUGGACACAAUCAGGCUACCGAACGUGCAUACAGGGAGCGACGUCAUCAGCAAUCUGCACACAAGUCUCCAGAAAACGUGUGUUUUGGGUGCGAGAGGCACCUUUUCAUAAUAAUGUUGGAGGAAAUACAUACCUAGCAUGGGAGGAACGUAUUUACUGGCUUCAUAAAUGCUAGCCAGCUAGCUAAAAUAAAAAAAAACACAAUGUUUUGUUUGGCUAGAGUUAUGCUAACCCGUUUGCAAUCGCUUUAGCUUUGCUAGCUAGCUUGCUGGUUAGUUACAGAGGUUAGUUGGCUAGCUACAGUAGUUGGCUACUGCCAUCAAGUUGUUUUGUUAAUAUCAGAUUUAGCCUGUGCAGAAUGUAUACAUUUGCAGAAUGUAUACCGCAUUUGAAUAUAGGGAAAAGGGAACCCAGACACAAUGUGGACACGGUAGACAUUUAAAUGUAGGUGUAGAGGUAUGAGGUGUUCAGAAUUGAUCAGAACUCCAUGAUCAGAAUACAAAAGCUGCAUGAACUGUCAAGUCUAGACAUGGCCUUUGAUUAAUUGCUGCUGAUAAAUGUGUAGCUUUCUAUAGAUUGUCUUUAAGGAUGUCUGUGGGGAACAGAGGCAAACAGAGGCAUACCGACUUCAUGUCCUUGGAGAUUUCAGAGCUCAUCCAUAAAGACCAUCUAUAGUAGACUAUAAAUAGACUUAAUUCUACAAAACAGUGAACCGUGUUUGAAUAUACAGUAGAGCUAUUUCCAUUCCAUUUCCCUUUUACCAUCCAUCCAACAUGGCAAGGUUGAUGUGUUGUGGAAUGCCAGAGAAAGCAUAUGAAGGACAUAAGGUACAGUGAGAGCGUGGCAACUAAAGACUACUCAAUCCAAAUACAAACAACCCCUCCAUUCUGAAUUCAUUUCAGGGUAGGCAGACAUAACCCUUGGAUGUUGUCUUUCUGUAAUUCAGUAAAAACAGACCAAACAAGUUUACUGUAGAAUGGCAGGGUGGAAGUUUGUUCUCUUUCCUUCCUUCUGCCUGCAGAUGUAUGUCAUUGUGUUCACCUCUGUCCAGAUCACUCCAGGGCCUUAGUGUGUUAGCAUGCUCUGGUCCUAUAGCACUAGCCAGGGCUGGAGAGCUGGAGGAAGUGGAGGGAAUGGGAUUCUGUGCUGCUGUUGUAGUGCUUCAUCCCGGACUCUUGUCUGUAUGGAAGACUUGGAGAAGCUUCUCCUGGCAUACCCAGCAGCAUUUCCAAUUCAGGGCGGUCUCUGUAACACAACACAUUUUGAUUCCAUUUGGGCCACUCCCAAUUUCCGAACCUAAUCUUCGCCUCCCCACUUCCCAUUGUGCUGUACUACUGGGCCGUGAAUGUGGGUGGGGGAAUCCAGUGGUGCACACUAAAAGGAAAUCAGCUGCAGUGAUUGAGGAUUAGAGGUAACAGCAGCAGAAUUGAACCUGCUAUUUCGGAGGCUGGGAGGAGAGAAACCGUUGUGUUUACUAGACAUCUUCAUAACUCAUUUAGAACCACAGAUUCAUUCUUAACCUUCAACAAACAAACCAUCCCAGCCUAUGUAGGCAUCUGAGGCAGGGACACAUGUAGCAACAUAUUUCAAAUAGAGAAAUCGAAUGUGGUUAAAACUACUGUUUAUGGCAGGGCCUGAUGCAACUGACCUCUUUUCCACUCUACUCCGGUCAGAUAGAAUAACAUGAAAAUGAUGUGAGUUUAAUCCCUAAGUAUGCUGUUGGGAGCAGUGUUAAGGGUGCAACCCGGAUAUGGCCCAGUUUAGUGAGAGUGUAGCAAAUAUGAGUGCGUCAAAUCAAGGAUGGGUGGUACGCAUGAGUGUGCAAUUCAGAACCACAUCACCUAGCAACACAGAGGCGUCAUGGGUGUUAGUCAAACAAGGCUGCUUUGGAGCAAGACCCUCCAGUUCUCCUCACUGGCCUAGGGGGGAAAGGGCAUACAGUACAUGGAGUGGAGGUGAACCAACCUGCUUCUCUCUCUUACUGUAGCUUUCGUUUUGCUGAACUAUGUAUAUCUCACAUACUCUGAUGAUACUUAGGAUCAUAUGUCAAUGUAUAUUUACGUAUACAGAUUUAUAUAUUUCCAUAGGACCUAUUUAUAUUUCUGUAUUUAUUUUAGAUUCUUAAGUGACGUCAUCAUCACCAUGAUAAAGAUAAGCAAUGUUCACCAAACUGUGUGUAUGUACAGAUUCAUAUCAUCAUUAUGGUUUUUAAAAGAAACACAUUGUUUGCAUUGUAUAAUCUCUUUGACCUUGGUAAUGUGCAGGAGUGGGACAUGACGCGCUACGGUACAUCACUUUCUAUCAGAUGGCUUUGUUCUGUUUUGUAACCGCAGUGACAGUCCCACAGCUCUCACACAGACACAUCUCUGCGGAGGACAGUAUUUUUGACCUCGUUGCUAUUGAUCAAUGGAUAUCAAUAUAUAUUUUCUGUGUUUAAAAUGGGAACCAUGGGAUAUAGCAAUAAGGGAGAUGUACAGGUAUGUUGUGACUGGCUGUGUUUACCAGGCACUGUGCUAUCAGCACGACCAGCGCUGUCCAGUAACAAUGUGGAUGAUGAGGGGGGGGGACAAAGCAUAAAUGGGGUUGUUGAUAAGCACACAUACUGGAUAAUAUUAAAAAGGUAUCGAAUAAAAUAUAAGGAACAACUGC
Molecule: messenger RNA, 10129 nt
Organism: Oncorhynchus nerka (sockeye salmon)
Lineage: Eukaryota; Metazoa; Chordata; Actinopteri; Salmoniformes; Salmonidae
Product: potassium/sodium hyperpolarization-activated cyclic nucleotide-gated channel 3-like
Exons: 10
Coding region: 1-3717 (1238 amino acids)
Biological process (GO): regulation of membrane depolarization; sodium ion transmembrane transport; potassium ion transmembrane transport
Cellular component (GO): membrane; axon; dendrite
Molecular function (GO): voltage-gated potassium channel activity
Source: RefSeq, a predicted model, not a curated record